Messenger RNA from Rodentolepis nana, 624 nucleotides. Lineage: Eukaryota; Metazoa; Platyhelminthes; Cestoda; Cyclophyllidea; Hymenolepididae. The record is from the annotation of a GenBank genome assembly.
AUGAGGUAUCUUGUACCAUUUGCGUGUUGCUUUUUGUUAACCUUACAAAUCUUCACAUUUUCAAACGCUUUGCGUUUUGAACUAAAAACCGGUGAGACAAGAUGUAUCUACGAUGAGAUGAAUAAGGAUGAAAUGAUCAUUGGGAAUUAUGAGAUCACUGGUGGUUCCACUAGUCAAGUUUCUAUCGCUGUAAAAGAUAGCAAGCAACAUACUUUCUUUCAAAAAUUAGGCGCUUCUUCUGGAAAAUUUACAUUUUCUUCUGAAGUUGAGGAUUCUUUCGAUGUCUGCUUCCAUUCUAAGGGAUCUAGUGGAACUGUUGAUACUCAUGAAGUCUUUCUCGAUAUCAAACCGGAGGACGAAGUUAGGACUGAUGGUCCUGAGAAUCCUGAGAACCUUAAACCUCUCGAAGCCGAAUUGAAGAAAGUGGAAUAUUAUACCGACUCCAUUGUCCGGGACUUCGUUUCAAUGCACAAAAGAGCUGAUGCUAUGAGAGAUAUCAAUGCAUCUACUCACAGUCGUGUUUUGUAUCUCUCACUUUUCUCCAUUCUGUGCCUUAUCGGAUUGGCUGUUUGGCAAGUCAUCUACCUUCGAAACUAUUUUAAAUCGAAGAAGCUCAUUGAUUAG